Molecule: messenger RNA, 1603 nt
Organism: Drosophila arizonae
Lineage: Eukaryota; Metazoa; Arthropoda; Insecta; Diptera; Drosophilidae
Gene: SmydA-3
Product: SET and MYND domain containing, arthropod-specific, member 3
Source: RefSeq, a predicted model, not a curated record
GUCCAUGUCAGUAGCCGCUAUGACAGCGACGCCAGCACUCGAUGUCAAUCGCACGGCGGUGGAAUGGAGUCCCAUCUACGGACGCUAUCUUACGGCCAGUGAGCCGGUUAAGCGCGGCGAACUGCUGAUCGAGGAGCAGCCCUUUGCCCUGGGUCCCAAAUGUAAUGGAUAUGUGCUGUGCCUCAAUUGCUACAGACCUGAAGUCCACGAACGUUGUGCCCUUUGCGGCUGGCCCCUAUGCGGCCCUUGCAGCGACGGAGAGGAAGAGGAGGAGAAUCAGCAUCUGCAACUGGAGUGCUCCGUGCUGAGGGCGGCAAGGGCGCGUUUCUAUGAGAUGCCAGCCGGCAGCAAAUAUUGGCCACAGCUGGACUGCAUCAUGCCACUGAGAGUACUGCUGGCUAAGGAGGCACAGCCGGAGCGUUGGCUAAAUGAAGUGGCGCCCAUGGAGCAUCAUGAGCUGGAGCGACGCGAGAAUGCGGACGUCUGGCAUGCGGACCGUGUGAAUAUUGCCCAAUAUUUGCGCGGUCCGUGCAAGCUGGCGGACCGCUUCAGCGAGGAGCUCAUCAUGCAGGUAGUGGGCGUGCUGGAGGUGAAUGCAUUCGAGGCACGCACUAGCCAGGGCUACCCCUUGCGCUGCCUGUUCCCCUACACGGGCAUAUUGGCCCAUAAUUGUGUGCCGAACACAGCGCGUACCAUUCAUCCCAGCGAGGGCUACAAGAUUCGCUUGCGUGCCAUGGUCGCCCUGGAAGAGGGCCAGCAGCUGCAGCACAGCUACACCUACACCUUGGACGGCACAGCACAGCGACAGGCGCAUCUGCGCGAGGGCAAAUACUUUGUGUGCAGCUGCGAACGUUGCCUGGAUGCCAGCGAACUGCAGACACAUUUCUCCAGCCUGAAGUGUGGCCAGUGCACCGAGGGCUGGCUGCUGCCCAAGCAGCCAACGGUCGUGGACAGCAGUUGGAGCUGCCGGUCGUGCGAUUACAGCACAAGCGCUGAGGAUGUGCGGCAAAUUGUGGACGCACUGCAGGCCGAGGUGAAUGCUGUGCAGGCUCUCGACAUGGGUCCCAAGCGUCUGGAGGAAGCGGAACGUUUGCUGCGCAAAUACAAAUCCCUGUUGCAUCCAUCGCACUACAUCGCCACCAGUUUGCGCCAGCUGCUCAUCGAGAUGUACGGCCGUGUGCAGGGCUACGAGAUGGUCCAGCUCACAGACCAGCUGCUGGAACGCAAGGCGAUUCUCUGCCGUGAUGUGUUGCGUGUGCUGAACAUCUUUGAGCCGGGCCUGAGUCGUGCACGGGCAAUGAAUCUCUAUGAGCUGCAUGUGCCGCUAGUGCUGCUGGCCAAAAGCGGCUUCAUAGCCAAUAAACUGAGUGGCGGUGAGUUGCGUGGGCAGCUCGUGGAUGCCAUUGAUCUGCUCAAGGAGUGUGUGGAGAUCCUCCAGCACGAGGAUCAAAACUCCCAGGAGGGCAUCCUCUGCAGUGUAGCCAGACAGGCGCUCCAACAGCUCACAAUCAGCGUCGAGGGCCUGGGCAGCGAACUGGACUAGAGUGGAAACAAAGCAAUUUGUAUUUAUUCAUAUGUUUAUUAUUAGACUUUUUGAAAACUA